UUUGACCAACAAAACUACCAUUUUAGGAUCCUGUGAAUUUCUUCUAAGAGACGAAUCACUUCUUUAACUGAAAUUCCGGUUCUUACAAAUUCUCAGUCAGAUCUAUGUGCAUUGGAUAAAGCAACAGGAAGCAAGAAAAGAGAUAACAAAUCAUAAAACAGAAGAAAAAGUCAAAUUUAAACAAAUCAAAGAGAGAUUGCAAAGACAAGAAGAUGAAUAAAAAGCCAGUUAUUAAACCCAGCUAAGGUAAAGAAAAUACAAGAAGAACCAACAAAUGUAGAAUAGAAGGUCAAUCUGAAGGAUUAUCAUAAACUUAGGAGAUAGACAAACUGAUAAAAGAAUUCAGCUUAGGUGACAUGGCAGAGGAGCUUGAAAAUACAGCAAAGUAGUUAUUUAGAAUCCAUUUGAGUGGGGUUUCCAUCAGCAUCAAUGAUUCCUUAUGAGUAAAGGGUUUUGAAGAAUUAGUUGUCACCAGUUAGAUCAUCAAUGUGCUUCUUCUUUUCCUCAAUGAUGUUGGUAAAAUUUUCUAUCUCCAUUUUAAGAAUUUCAAAUUCUUCGCAGCCUGCUCAAGCUCCUCCUCGUUUAGCUCUGAAUUUCUCUCUUUUCUCCGAAGGUUCUUUUUGAGCAACUUAUAGUUUUUGCCCUUUCUCACUAAAAAUAGGAAUGAUUUCUAUCGCCAUACUUGCUACCAUCCAAGAAGACUUUAAGACUCCUGCAAUGUUAAACGAAAUAUUUAUGCUGAUAUUUCUUUCCUUCAAAAGUGUUUCUUUUCUUGCAUUCAAGACCUUCUUCACUUUUUCUUGGAACCCAUCUGGAUCUAAUGAGUUGCUUAUGGAAGUUAAUUAAAACAAAGAGAAUACAUAGAUUUCCGAGAAAAUAUUGUCAGAUACUUGCUUCUGCCAAUUGGAAGGUAGAUAGCGUUCACCAUCACACUUCUCAAUGAUGAACUUCAUCUAAUCAUCUGAUAUUAAACUUGCAAUGUGGGAUACACUACAGAAAUUCAGAUUUGAUGCUUACAGAGCCUAUAUUGCUACUCAAAAGAACCCUCAACCAAGAAUUAAAACCUCUUGUUCACCAAAUCAGAUAUCGCUGACGAAUUUCAUGGAUGCCUUCUUUUGAAAAGUAAGAUAUAUCCUCCCUCCACAGUCAGUAGUCUGUAAAUCUCAGAAUUCAAUUGUGCCUUUGUUCCUCCUGAUCUGGGUUAACUUCUUUAAAUUCCAUCUGUAUGUGCUUUUAGUAAUUUCCAAA
Messenger RNA from Moneuplotes crassus, 1248 nucleotides. The record is from the annotation of a GenBank genome assembly. NCBI's taxonomy places the organism in Eukaryota, Ciliophora, Spirotrichea, Euplotida, Euplotidae.